Messenger RNA from Podarcis muralis (Common wall lizard), 16293 nucleotides. NCBI's taxonomy places the organism in Eukaryota, Metazoa, Chordata, Lepidosauria, Squamata, Lacertidae. The record is from RefSeq and is a predicted model, not a curated record.
UGGCCUCUCUUGAUGAACUGGAAAUCAAGAACAAGGGUGACCAGGACAUAAUCCCCACAAUGGAGAAGCCUUAUAAAUAUCUUGAAAGUGGAAAAAGUUUCCAUUCCACUUCAGAUCAAAGAAAUCCCACUGGGAAGAAACCCUAUCAGUGCAUGGAAUGUGGAAAGAGCUUCAAUCAUAGCUCCCAUCUCACUUCCCAUCAAAUAAUUCAUACAGGGGAGAAACCCUAUCAGUGUAUGGAAUGUGGAAAGAGCUUCAGUAGCAGGUCCUCUCUGAGUUCCCAUCAGAGAAUUCAUACAGGAGAGAAACCCUAUAAAUGUGCGGAAUGUGGAAAGAGCUUUCGUAAGAGCCACCAUCUCACUUCUCAUCAAAGAAUCCAUACAGGGGAAAAACCCUAUCAGUGUGUGGAAUGUGGAAAGAGCUUCAGUAUGAGCUCGAAUCUCACUUCCCAUCAAAUAAUUCAUACAGGGGAGAAACCAUAUCAGUGCGUAGACUGUGGGAAGAGCUUCAGUCACAACUCGUCUUUCACUUCCCAUCAAAGAAUUCAUACAGGGGAGAAACCCUAUCAGUGUGUGGAAUGUGGAAAGAACUUCAGAAGGAGCUCCCACCUCACUGACCAUCAAAGAAUUCAUACAGGGGAGAAACCCUUUCAGUGCAUGGAAUGUGGAAAGAGAUUCUGUUGGAGGACCGAUCUCAGUUCCCAUCAAAGAAUCCAUACAGGGGAUAAACCAUACAAUUGCUUGGAAUGUGGAAAGAGCUUCAGUCACAAUUCCUCUCUUACUUCCCAUCAAAGAAUUCAUAGGGGGAAGAAACCCUAUCAGUGCGUGGAAUGUGGAAAGAGAUUCUGUCGGAGCACCGAUCUCACUUUACAUCAAAGAAUUCAUACAGGGGAGAAACCCUAUCAGUGCGUGGAAUGUGGAAAGAGAUUCUGUCGGAGCACCGAUCUCACUUUACAUCAAAGAAUUCAUACAGGGGAGAAACCCUAUCAGUGUGUGGAAUGUGGAAAAAACUUCAGUACAAGCUCCAAUCUCACUUCCCAUCAAAGAAUUCAUACAGGGGAGAAACCCUAUCAGUGUGCGGAAUGUGGAAAGAGCUUUAGUACAAACUCCGAUCUCACUAAGCAUCAGAGAAUUCAUACAGGGGAUAAACCAUACACUUGCUUGGAAUGUGGAAAGAGCUUCAGUCACAACUCCUCUCUCACUUCCCAUCAAAGAAUUCAUACAGGGGAGAAACCAUAUAAUUGCUUGGAAUGUGGAAAAAGCUUCAGUAAGAGCUCCAAUCUCAUGACCCAUCAGAGAAUUCACAGAGGGGAUAAACCCUAUCAGUGCGUGGAAUGUGGAAAGAGCUUCAUUACAAGCUUCUGUCUCACUUCCCAUCAAAGAAUUCAUACAGGCGAGAAACCCUAUCAGUGCGUGGAAUGCGGAAAGAGCUUCAGCUGUAGCUCUGCUCUCAGUUGCCAUCAGAGAAUUCAUACAGGGGAGAAACCCUAUCAGUGUGUGGAAUGUGGAAAGAGCUUCAGGAAGAGCUCUGACCUCACUUCCCAUCAAAGAAUUCAUACAGGGGAGAAACCCUAUAAUUGUGUGGAAUGUGGAAGGAACUUCAAGUGGAGCUCCAAUCUCACUUCCCAUCAGAUAAUUCAUACAGGGGAGAAACCAUACAAUUGCUUAGAAUGUGGAAAGAGCUUCAGUCACAACUUCUCUCUUACUUCCCAUCAAAGAAUUCAUACAGGGGAGAAACCCUAUAAGUGUGUGGAAUGUGGAAAGAGCUUCAGUACGAGCUCUGAUCUCACUAAGCAUCAGAGAAUUCAUACAGGGGAGAAACCCUAUAAGUGUGUGGCAUGUGGAAAGAGCUUCAGUGCCAGUUUCUCUCUCACUUCCCAUCAAAGAAUUCAUACAGGGGAGAAACCCUAUCAGUGCGUGGAAUGUGGAAAGAGCUUCAGUACAAGCUCCUAUCUCACUUCCCAUCAAAGAAUUCAUACAGGGGAGAAACCCUAUCAGUGCAUGGAAUGUGGAAAGAGCUUCAGUAGGAGCACUGAACUCACUUCCCAUCAAAGAAUUCAUAGAGGGGAGAAACCCUAUCAAUGUGUGGAAUGUGGAAAGAGCUUCACUAAUAGUUCAAAUCUCACUAAGCAUCGCAGAAUUCAUACAGGGGAGAAACCACAUCAGUUGAAAUGGUAUUGCAAGAGCUUCAGGAAGAGCUCUGAUCUCACUUGCCAUCAGAGAAUUCAUACAGGGGAGAAACCCUAUCACUGCAGGGAAUGUGGAAAGAGCUUCAGUCAGAGGGGCCAUCUCACUUCCCAUCAACUAAUUCAUACAGGGGAGAAACCCUAUCAGUGUUUGGAAUGUGGAAAGAGCUUCAGUACAAGCUCCAAUCUCACUUCCCAUCAACUAAUUCAUACAGGAGAGAAACCCUAUCAGUGUGUGGAAUGUGGAAGGAGCUUCAGUCAGAGUGGCCAUCUCACUUCUCAUCAAAGAAUACAUACAGGGGAGAAACCCUAUCAGUGUAUGGAAUGUGGAAAGAGCUUCAGUACGAGCUCCCUUCUCAAUUCACAUCAACUAAUUCAUACAGGAGAGAAACCCUAUCAGUGCUUGGAAUGUGGAAAAUCCUUCAGGAAGAGAGGCCACCUCACGUCCCAUCAACUAAUUCAUACAGGAGAGAAACCCUAUCAGUGCUUGGAAUGUGGAAAGAGCUUCAGUAGGAGCUCCCUUCUCAAUUCCCAUCAACUAAUUCAUACAGUGGAAAAACCCUAUCAGUGCUUGGAAUGUGGAAAGAGUUUUAAUCAGAGUGGCCAUCUCGCUUCCCAUAAAAUAAUUCAUACAGGGGAGAAACCCUAUCAGUGUGUGGAAUGUGGGAAAAGCUUCAGUACGAGCUCCCUUCUCAAUUCCCAUCAACUAAUUCAUAUAGAGGAGAAACCCUAUCAGUGCAUGGAAUGUGGAAAGACCUUCAGGAAGAGAGGCCAUCUCACUUCCCAUCAAGUAAUUCAUACAGGGGAAAAACCCUAUCACUGCCUGGAAUGUGGAAAGAGCUUCAGUAGGAGCUCCAAUCUCACUUCCCAUCAAAGACUUCAUACAGGGGAGAGACCCUAUCGGUGCAUGGAAUGUGGAAAGAGCUUCAGUAGGAGCUCUGAUCUCACUUCCCAUCAAAGAAUUCAUACGGGGGAGAAACCCUAUCAGUGUGGGGAAUGUGGAAAGAGCUUCCGUGACAAGAAGAUUCUCUCUUCUCAUCAACUAAUUCAUACAGGGGAGAAACCCUAUCAGUGUGUGGAAUGUGGAAAGAGCUUCAGGAGCAGCUCCUCUCUCACUUCCCAUCAAAGAAUUCACACAGGGGAGAAACCCUAUCAGUGCAGGGAAUGUGGAAAGAGCUUCCGCAAGAGUCACCAUCUCACUUCCCAUCAAAGAAUUCAUGGGAUGGGGAAACUCAAUCAGUGCAUGGAAUGUGGAAAAAGCUUCAGUCAGAGCUCCUCUCUCACUUCUCAUCAAAGAAUUCAUACAGGGGAGAAACCUUAUCAGUGUGUGGAAUGUGGAAAGAGCUUCAGGAAAAACUCCAAUCUCACUUCCCAUCAAAGAAUUCAUACAGGGGAGAAACCUUAUCAGUGUGUGGAAUGUGGAAAGAGCUUCAGGAAAAGCUCCAAUCUCACUUCCCAUCAAAGAAUUCAUACAGGGGAGAAACCCUAUCAGUGCGUUGAAUGUGGAAAGAGCUUCAGAACAAGCUCCAAACUCACUUCCCAUCAAAGAAUUCAUAUAGGGGAGAAACCCUAUCAGUGUGUGGAAUGUGGAAAGAGCUUCAGAACAAGCUCCAAACUCACUUCCCAUCAAAGAAUUCAUAUAGGGGAGAAACCCUAUCAGUGUGUGGAAUGUGGAAAGAACUUCACUUAUAGCUCCUCUCUCACUUCCCAUCGAAGAAUUCAUACAGGGGAGAAACCCUAUCAGUGUGCGGAAUGUGGAAAGAGAUUCAGUAGGAACAGCUCUCUCACAUCCCAUCAAAGAAUGCAUAGAGGGGAGAAACCCUAUCAGUGUGUGCAAUGUGGAAGGAGCUUCAGUAACAACCACCAUCUCAUGUCCCAUCAAAGAAUUCAUACAGGGGAGAAACCCUAUCAGUGUGUAGAAUGUGGAAAGAGCUACAGGAGGAACUCUGAUCUCACUUCUCAUCAAAGAAUGCAUAGAGGGGAGAAACCCUAUCAGUGUGUGGAAUGUGGAAAGAGCUUCACUUAUAGCUCCUCUCUCAUUUCCCAUCAAAGAAUUCAUACAGGGGAGAAACCCUAUCAGUGUGUGGAAUGUGGAAAGAGCUUCAGUAGGAGCACUGAACUCACUUCCCACCAGAGAAUUCAUACAGGGGAGAAACCCUAUCAGUGCAUGGAAUGUGGAAAGAGCUUCAGUAGGAGCACUGAACUCACUUGCCAUCAAAGAAUUCAUACAGGGGAGAAACCCUAUCAGUGUGUGGAAUGUGGAAAGAGCUUCACGUAUGGCUCCUCUCUCACUUCCCAUCAGAGAAUUCAUACAGGGGAGAAACCCUAUCAGUGUGUGGAAUGUGGAAAGAGCUUCACGUAUGGCUCCUCUCUCACUUCCCAUCAGAGAAUUCAUACAGGGGAGAAACCCUAUCAGUGUGUGGAAUGUGGAAAGAGCUUCAGUCACAGCCACAGUCUCACAUCCCAUCAAAGAAUUCAUACCGGGGAGAAACCCUAUCAGUGUGUGGAAUGUGGAAAGAGCUUCAUUCAUAGCUCCAAACUCACUUCCCAUCAAAGAAUUCAUACUGGGGAGAAACCCUAUCAGUGUGUGGAAUGUGGAAAGAGCUUUAGUCACAGCCACAGUCUCACUUACCAUCAAAGAAUUCAUUCUGGGAAGAAACCCUAUCAGUGCAUGGAAUGUGGAAAGAGAUUCAGUCAAAAGGUCAAUCUCACUUCCCAUCAAAGAAUUCAUAUAGGGGAGAAACCCUAUGAGUGCGAGGAAUGUGGAAAAAGCUUCAGGAAUAGCUCAAAACUCACCCAUCAAAGAAUUCAUACAGGGGAGAAGCCCUAUCAGUGUGGGGAAUGUGGAAAGAGCUUCACUCACAGCCACAAUCUCACUUCCCAUCAAAGAAUUCAUACAGGGGAGAAACCCUAUCAGUGUGUGGAAUGUGGAAAGAGCUUCACUGAAAGCUCCUCUCUCACUUCCCAUCAAAGAAUUCAUACAGGGGAGAAACCCUAUCAGUGUGUGGAAUGUGGAAAGAGCUUCAGUCGGAGCUCCGAUCUCACUUCCCAUCAAAGAAUUCAUACAGGGGAGAAACCCUAUCAGUGUGUGGAAUGUGGAAAGAGCUUCACUGAUAGCUCCACUCUCACUUACCAUCAGAGAAUUCAUACAGGGGAGAAACCCUAUCCAUGUGUGGAAUGUGGAAAGAGCUUCAGUAGGAGCUCCUCUCUCAGUUUCCAUCAAAUAAUUCAUACAGGGGAGAAACCCUAUCAGUGUGUGGAAUGUGGAAAGAGCUUCAGUCACAGCAGCAGUCUGACUCGCCAUCACAGAAUUCAUACAGGGGAGAAACCCUAUCAGUGUGUGGAAUGUGGAAAGAGCUUCAGUUUCAACCACCAUCUCACUUCCCAUCAGAGAAUUCAUACAGGGGAGAAACCCUAUCAGUGUGUGGAAUGUGGAAAGACCUUCAGUCAGAGCCACAAUCUCACUUCCCAUCAAAGAAUUCAUAGAGGGGAGAAACCCUAUCAGUGUGUGGAAUGUGGAAAGACCUUCAGUCAGAGCCACAAUCUUACUUCCCAUCAAAGAAUUCAUACAGGGGAGAAACCCUAUCAGUGUGUGGAAUGUGGAAAGAGCUUCACUCACAGCGACAAUCUCACUUCCCAUCAAAGAAUUCAUACAGGGGAGAAGCCCUAUCAGUUUGGGGAAUGUGAAAAGAGCUUCAGUACAAGCUCCUCUCUGAGUUCCCAUCAAAGAAUUCAUACAGGGGAGAAACCCUAUCAGUGUGUGGAAUGUGGAAAGAGCUUCAGGAGGUGCUCGUCUCUCAUACCACUGGGUGACCAUGACAAAAUCCACACAAUGGAGAAGCUGAAUAAAUAUCUUGAAUGUGGGGAAAGUUCCUAUUCCACUUCCCAUCAAAGAAAUCACAUUGGGAAGAAAGCAUAUCAGUGUGUGGAAUGUGGAAAGAGCUUCAGGAAGAGCUCGCAUCUUUCUUCCCAUCAAAGAAUUCAUACAGGGGAGAAACCCUAUCAGUGUGUGGAAUGUGGAAAGUGUUUCAGGCAGAGAGCCCAUCUCUCUUCCCAUCAAAGAAUUCAUACAGGGGAGAAACCCUAUCAGUGUGUGGAAUGUGGAAAGUGUUUCAGUCAGAGAGCCAAUCUGUCUUCCCAUCAAAUAAUUCAUACAGGGGAGAAACCCUAUCAGUGUGUGGAACGUGGUAAGAGCUUCACUGAAAGCUCCAAACUCACUUCCCAUCAAAGAAUUCAUACAUGGGAGAAACCCUAUCAGUGUGGGGAAUGUGGAAAGAGCUUCAGUAAGAAAUACAGUCUCACUUCCCAUCAAAGAAUUCAUACAGGGGAGAAACCCUAUCAGUGUGUGGAAUGUGGAAAGAGCUUUAGUCAGAGCACCAGUCUCACUUCCCAUCAAAGAAUUCAUACAGGGGAGAAACCUUAUCAGUGUGUGGAAUGUGGAAAGAGCUUCAGUCAGAGAGCCAGUCUCACUUCCCAUCAAAGAAUUCAUACAGGGGAGAAACCCUAUCAGUGUGUGGAAUGUGGAAAAAGCUUUAGUCAGAGUGCCAGUCUCACUUUCCAUCAAAGAAUUCAUACAGGGGAAAAUCCCUAUCAGUGUGUGGAAUGUGGAAAAGGCUUCAGUACAAGCUCCUAUCUCACUUCUCAUGAAAGAAUUCAUACAGGGAAGAAACCCUAUCAGUGUGCGGAAUGUGGAAAGAGUUUCAGUCACAGCCACAGUCUCAUUUCCCAUCAAAGAAUUCAUACAGGGGAGAAACCCUAUCAGUGUGGGGAAUGUGGAAAGAGCUUUACUCACAGCAGCAGUCUCACUUCCCAUCAGAGAAUUCAUACAGGAGAGAAACCCUAUCAGUGUGUGGAAUGUGGAAAGAGCUUCAGGAAAAGCUCGCAUCUUUCUUCCCAUCAAAGAAUUCAUACAGGGGAGAAACCCUAUCAGUGUGGGGAAUGUGGAAAGAGCUUCAGGAACAGCUCUCAUCUCACUUUGCAUCAGAGAAUUCAUACAAGAGAGAACUAUCAGUGUGUGGAAUGUGGAAACAGCUUCAGUAACAGCCGCAAUCUCACUUCCCAUCGAAGAAUUCAUACAGGGGAGAAACCCUAUCAGUGUGUGGAAUGUGGAAAGAGCUUCAGUAAGAAAUACAGUCUCACUUGCCAUCAAAGAAUUCACACAGGGGAGAAACCCUAUCAGUGUUUGGAAUGUGGAAAAAGCUUCACUGAUAGCUUGAAACUCACUUCCCAUAAAAGAAUCCAUACAAAGAAACCCUAUCAGUGCAUGGAAUGUGGAAAGAGCUUCAGUCAAAAGGUCAAUCUCACUUCCCAUCAAAGAAUUCAUACAGGGGAGAAACCCUAUCAGUGUGUGGAAUGUGGAAAGAGCUUCAGUAAGAGCUGCAAUCUCACUUCCCAUCAAAGAAUUCAUACAGGGGAGAAACCCUAUCAGUGUGUGGAAUGUGGAAAGUGCUUCCGUCAGACCGCCAGUCUCACUUCCCAUCAAAGAAUUCAUACAGGGGAAAAUCCCUAUCAGUGUGUGGAAUGUGGAAAAGGCUUCCGUCAGACCGCCAGUCUCACUUCCCAUGAAAGAAUUCAUACAGGGGAGAAACCCUAUCAGUGUGUGGAAUGUGGAAAGAGCUUCACUAAUAGCUCCGAUCUCACUUCCCAUCAAAGAAUUCAUACAGGGGAGAAACCCUAUCAGUGUGUGGAAUGUGGAAAAGGCUUCCGUCAGGGCUCCCAUCUUUCUUCCCAUCAAACAAUUCAUACAGGGGAGAAACCCUAUCAGUGUGUGGAAUGUGGAAAGUGUUUCAGUCAGAGAGCCAAUCUCUCAUACCAUCAAAGAAUUCAUACAGGGGAGAAACCCUAUCAGUGUGUGGAAUGUGGAAAGAGCUUCAGUAAGAAAUACAGUCUCACUUGCCAUCAAAGAAUUCACACAGGGGAGAAACCCUAUCAGUGUGUGGAAUGUGGAAAGAGCUUUAGUCGCAGCAGCAAUCUCACUUCCCAUCAAAGAAUUCAUACAGGGGAGAAACCAUAUCAGUGUGCGGAAUGUGGAAAAAGCUUCAGUCAGAGCAUCAGUCUCACUUUCCAUCAAAGAAUUCAUACAGGGGAGAAACCAUAUCAGUGUGCGGAAUGUGGAAAGAGUUUCAGUCACAGCCACAGUCUCCUUUACCAUCAAAGAAUUCAUACAGGGGAGAAACCCUAUCAGUGUGUGGAAUGUGGAAAGAGCUUCACUAAUAGCUCCGAUCUCACUUCCCAUGAAAGAAUUCAUACAGGGCAGAAACCCUAUCAGUGUGUGGAAUGUGGAAAAGGCUUCCGUCAGGGCUCCCAUCUUUCUUUCCAUCAAAGAAUUCAUACAGGGGAGAAACCCUAUCAGUGUGUGGAAUGUGGAAAGUGUUUCAGUCAGAGAGCCAAUCUCUCUUCCCAUCAAAGAAUUCAUACAGGGGAGAAACCCUAUCAGUGUGUGGAAUGUGGAAAGAGCUUCAGUAAGAAAUACAGUCUCACUUGCCAUCAAAGAAUUCACACAGGGGAGAAACCCUAUCAGUGUUUGGAAUGUGGAAAAAGCUUCACUGAUAGCUCCUCUCUCACUUCCCAUCAGAGAAUUCAUACAGGGGAGGAACCCUAUCAGUGUGUGGAAUGUGGAAAGAGCUUCAGGAGGAGCUCCAAUCUCACUUCCCAUCAAAGAAUUCAUAAAGGGGAGAAACCAUAUCAGUGCUUUGAAUGUGGAAAGAGGUUCACUGGAAGCUCCUCUCUCAAUUCCCAUCAAAGAAUUCAUACAGGGGAGAAACCCUAUCAGUGUGUGGAAUGUGGAAAGCGCUUCAGGAGGAGCUCCCAUCUCACUUCCCAUCAAAGAAUUCAUACAGGGGAGAAACCCUAUCAGUGCAUGGAAUGUGGAAAGAGCUUCAGUCAGCGCUCCAAUCUCACUUCCCAUCAAAGAAUUCAUACAGGGGAGAAACCCUAUCAGUGUGGGGAAUGUGGAAAAAGCUUCAGUCAGAGCGCCAGUCUCACUUUCCAUCAAAGAAUUCAUACAGGGGAGAAGCCAUAUCAGUGUGUGGAAUGUGGAAAGACUUUCAGUCGGAGCUCCUCUCUCACUUCCCAUCACAGAAUUCAUACAGGGGAGAAACCCCAUCAGUAUGUGGAAUGCGGAAAGAGCUUCACUGAUAGCUCCUCUCUCACUUACCAUCAGAGAAUUCAUACAGGGGAGAAACCCUAUCAGUGUGUGGAAUGUGGAAAGAGCUUCACUUAUAGCUCCUCUCUCACUUACCAUCAGAGAAUUCAUACAGGGGAGAAACCCUAUCAGUGUGUGGAAUGUGGAAAGAGCUUCAGUCAGAGUGCCCAUCUCACUUCCCAUCAAAGAAUUCAUACAGAGGAGAAACCCUAUCAGGGUGUGGAAUGUGGAAAGAGCUUCACUCAUAGCUCCUCUCUCACUUCGCAUCAAAGAAUUCAUACUGGGGAGAAACCCUAUCAGGGUUGUGUGGAUUGUGGAAAGAGCUUCAGUCACAGCAGCAGUCUCACUUCCCAUCAGAGAAUUCAUACAGAGGAGAAACCCUAUCAGUGUGUGGAAUGUGGAAAGAGCUUCAGGAGGAGCACCGAACUCACUUCCCAUCAAAGAAUUCAUACAGGGGAGAAACCCUAUCAGUGCUUUGAAUGUGGAAAGAGCUUCAGUCACAGCCACCAUCUCACUUCCCAUCAGAGAAUUCAUACAGGGGAGAAACCCUAUCAGUGCUUUGAAUGUGGAAAGAGCUUCAGGAGGAGCACCGAACUCACUUCCCAUCAAAGAAUUCAUACAGGGGUGAAACCCUAUCAGUGUGUGGAAUGUGGAAAGAGCUUCACUCAUAGCUCCUCUCUCACUUCGCAUCAAAGAAUUCAUACUGGGGAGAAACCCUAUCAGUGUGUGGAAUGUGGAAAGAGCUUCACUGAAAGCUCCAAUCUCACUUCGCAUCAAAGAAUUCAUACAGGGGAGAAACCCUAUCAGUGUGUGGAAUGUGGAAAGAGCUUCAGGAGGAGCACCGAACUCACUUCCCAUCAAAGAAUUCAUACAGGGGAGAAACCCUAUCAGUGUGUGGAAUGUGGAAAGAGCUUCACUGAAAGCUCCAAUCUCACUUCCCAUCAAAGAAUUCAUACAGGGGAGAAACCCUAUCAGUGUGUGGAAUGUGGAAAGAGCUUCAGUCAGAGCUCCUCUCUCACUUUCCAUCAAAGAAUUCAUACGAAGAGAAAUCUCAUUAGGAAGAAACCCUAUCACUGUGUGGAAUGUGGAAAGAGCUUCAGGAACAGCUCCGAUCUCACUUACCAUCAAAGAAUUCAUACAGGGGAGAAACCCUAUCAGUGUGUGGAAUGUGGAAAGAGCUUCAGAAAUAUCUCCUCUCUCACUUCCCAUCAAAGAAUUCAUACAGGGGAGAAACCCUAUCAGUGUGUGGAAUGUGGAAAGAGCUUCACUGAUAGCUCCUCUUUCACUUCCCAUCAAAGAAUUCAUACAGGGGAGAAACCCUAUCAGUGUGUGGAAUGUGUAAAGAGCUUCAGUCAUAUCUCCUCUUUCACUUCCCAUCAAAGAAUUCAUACAGGGGAGAAACCCUAUCAGUGUGUGGAAUGUGGAAAGAGCUUCAGUCAGAGAGCCAAUCUCACUAAGCAUGAAAGAAUUCAUACAGGGGAGAAACCCUAUCAGUGUGUGGAAUGUGGAAAGAGUUUCAGUCAGAGAGUCAAUCUCACUAAGCAUGAAAGAAUUCAUACACUGCACAUUCAGUGUGCAGAAUGUGGAAAAAGCUUUGGUCAGAGCUCCCAUCUCACUAAGCAUCAAAGAAUUCAUACAGGGGAGAAACCCUAUCAGUGUGUGGAAUGUGGAAAGAGCUUCAGUAGGAACACCGAUCUCACUUCCCAUCAGAGAAUUCAUACAGGGGAGAAACCCUAUCAGUGUGGGGAAUGUGGAAGGAGCUUCAGUAGGAACACCGAUCUCACUUCCCAUCAGAGAAUUCAUACAGGGGAGAAACCCUAUCAGUGUGGGGAAUGUGGAAAGAGCUUCAGUAGGAACACCGAUCUCACUUCCCAUCAGAGAAUUCAUACAGGGGAGAAACCCUAUCAGUGUGUGGCAUGUGGAAAGAGCUUCAGUAUAAACUCUAAUCUCACUAGGCAUCAGAGAAUUCAUACAGGAGGAAAACCCUAGCAGUGUGUGGAAUGUGGAAAGAGCUUCACUGAUAGCUCCAGUCUCACUUCCCAUCACAGAAUUCAUACAGGUGAGAAACCCUAUGAAUGCUUGGAAUGUGGAAAGAGCUUCAGGAGGAGCUGUAAUCUCACUUCCCAUCAAAGAAUCCAUACAAAUUUUAAACCCUAUCAGUGCUUUGAAUGUGGAAAGAGCUUUAGUCAGAGCCACAGUCUAACUUCCCAUCAAAGAAUUCACAUAGGGGAGAAACCCCAUCAGUGUGUGGAAUGUGGAAAGAGCUUUAGGAGGAGCUCACAUCUUUCUGCCCAUCAAAGAAUUCACAUAGGGGAGAAACCCUAUCAGUGUGGGGAAUGUGGAAAGAGCUUCACUCACAGCCACAAUCUUACUUCCCAUCAAAGGAUUCAUACAGGGGAGAAACCCUAUCAGUGUGUGGAAUGUGGAAAGAGCUUCAGUCAGAGCUCCUCUCUCACUUCCCAUCAAAGAAUUCAUACAGGGGAGAAACCCUAUCAGUGUGGGGAAUGUGGAAAGAGCUUCAGGAAGAGCUCCAAUCUUACUUCCCAUCAAAGGAUUCAUACAGGGGAGAAACCCUAUCAGUGUGGGAAAUGUGAAAAGAGCUUCACUCACAGCCACAGUCUCACUUCCCAUCAAAGGAUUCAUCAUACAGGGGAGAAACCCUAUCAGUGUGUGGAAUGUGGAAAGAGCUUCAGUACCAGCUCCAAUCUCAAUUCCCAUCAAAGAAUUCAUACAGGGGAUAAACCAUAUCAGUGCUUUGAAUGUGGAAAGAGCUUCAGUGAGAACGCCUCUCUCAAUUCCCAUCAAAGAAUUCAUACAGGGGAGAAACCCUAUCAGUGUGGGGAAUGUGGAAAGAGCUUCAGGCAGAGCUCCAAUCUCACUUCCCAUCAGAGAAUUCAUACAGGGGAGAAACCCUACCAGUGUGGGGAAUGUGGAAAGAGCUUCAGUCACAGCUACAGUCUCACUUCCCAUGAAAGAAUUCAUACGAAGAGAAAUCUCAUUAGGAAGAAACCCUAUCAGUGUGUGGAAUGUGGAAAGAGCUUCAGUCAGAGCUCCCAUCUCACUUCCCAUCGGAGAAUUCAUACAGGGGAGAAACCAUAUCAGUGUGUGGAAUGUGGAAAGAGCUUCACUCACAGCCACCAUCUCACUUCCCAUCAGAGAAUUCAUACAGGGGAGAAACCGUAUCAGUGUGUGGAAUGUGGAAAGAGCUUCAGUACGAGCUCCUCUCACACUUCCCAUCAAAGAAUUCAUACAGGGGAGAAACCCUAUCAGUGCAUGGAAUGUGGAAAGAGCUUCAAUCACACCCACAGUCUCACUAAGCAUCAGAGAAUUCAUACAAGGGAGAAACCCUAUCAGUGUGUGAAAUGUGGAAAGAGCUUCAGUCAGAGCUCCUCUCUCACUGCCCAUCAAAGAAUUCAUACAGGGGAGAAACCCUAUCAGUGCAUGGAAUGUGGAAAGAGCUUCACUCACAGCCACAGUCUCACUUCCCAUCAAAUAAUUCAUACAGGGGAGAAACCUUACCAGUGCUUAGAAUGUGGAAAGAAUUUUAGUCAGAGCGCCGGUCUCACUUCCCAUCAAAGAAUUCAUACAGGGGAGAAACCUUACCAGUGCUUAGAAUGUGGAAAGAACUUCAGUCAGAGCACCGGGCUCACUUUCCAUCAGAGAAUUCAUACAGGGGAGAAACCAUAUAAUUGCUUGGAAUGUGGAAAGAGCUUCAUUCACAGGGCUCAUCUCACUUCCCAUCAGAGAAUUCAUACAGGGGAGAAACCCUAUCAGUGCUUUGAAUGUGGAAAGAGCUUCACUCACAGCCACCAUCUCACUUCACAUCAGAGAAUUCAUACAGGGGAGAAACCCUAUCAGUGUGUGGAAUGUGGAAAGAGCUUCAGGAAGAGGUCCGAUCUCACUAGGCAUCAGAGAAUUCAUACAGGGGAGAAGCCCUAUCAGUGUGUGGAAUGUGGAAAAAGCUUCAGUCAGAGCGCCAGUCUCACUUCCCAUCAAAGAAUUCAUACAGGGCAGAAACCCUAUCAUUGUGUGGAAUGUGGAAAAAACUUCAGUCAGAGCUCCAUUCUCACUUCCCAUCAAAGAAUUCAUACAGGGGAGAAACCCUAUCAGUGUGUGGAAUGUGGAAAGAGCUUCAGUACGAGCUCUGAUCUCACUAAGCAUCAGAGAAUUCAUACAAGGGAGAAACCCUAUCAGUGUGUGGAAUGUGGAAAAAGCUUCAGGAAAAGCUCCAAUCUCACUUUCCAUCAAAGAAUUCAUACGAAAGAAAAGAAACCCUACCAGUGCAUGGAAUGUGGAAACAGCUUCAGUCAGUGCUCCUCUCUCACUUCCCAUCAAAGAAUUCAUACAGGGGAGAAACCGUAUCAGUGUGUGGCAUGUGGAAAGAGCUUCAGUCAGAGCUCCAAUCUCACUUGCCAUCAAAGAAUUCAUACGGGGGAGAAACCCUAUCAGUGUGUGGAAUGUGGCAAGAGCUUCAGUCAGUGCUCCUCUCUCACUUCCCAUCACAGAAUUCAUACAGGGGAGAAACCCUAUCAGUGCUUUGAAUGUGGAAAGAGCUUUAGGAAGAGCUCCCAUCUCACUUCCCAUCAAAGAAUUCAUACAGGGGAGAAACCCUAUCAGUGCAUGGAAUGUGGAAAGAGCUUCAUGGAUAGCUCCUCUCUCACUUCCCAUCACAGAAUUCAUACAGGGGAGAAACCCUAUCAGUGCAUGGAAUGUGGAAAGAGCUUCAGUACAAAGGACUCUCUCAUAUCUCAUCAAAGAAUUCAUACAGGAGAGAAACCCUAUCAGUGUGUGGAAUGUGGAAAGAGCUUCAGUCAGAGCUCACAUCUUACUUCCCAUCAAAGAAUUCAUACAGGGGAGAAACCCUAUCAGUGCAUGGAAUGUGGAAAGAGCUUUAGUACAAAGGACUCUCUCAUAUCUCAUCAAAGAAUUCAUACAGGGGAGAAACCCUAUCAGUGUGUGGAAUGUGGAAAGAGCUUUAGUCAGAGCUGCAGUCUCACUUCCCAUCAAAGAAUUCAUAUGGGGGAGAAACCCUAUCAGUGUGUGGAAUGUGGAAAGAGCUUCAGUACCAGCUCCAAACUCACUAUCCAUCAAAGAAUUCAUACAGGGGAGAAACCCUAUCAGUGCUUUGAAUGUGGAAAGAGCUUCAGGGAGAGCUCCUUUCUCACUUCCCAUCAGAGAAUUCAUACAGGAGAGAAACCAUAUCAGUGCAUGGAAUGUGGAAAGAGCUUCUGUCAGAGAUCCAAUCUCACUUCUCAUCAAAAAACUCAUACCGGGAAGAAACCCUAUCAGUGUGUGGAAUGUGGAAAGAGCUUUAGUCAGAGCUCCCAUCUCACUUCCCAUCAGAGAAUUCAUACAGGGGAGAAACCCUAUCAGUGCUUUGAAUGUGGAAAGAGCUUCACUCACAGCCACCAUCUCACUUCCCAUCAGAGAAUUCAUACAGGGGAGAAACCCUAUCAGUGUAUGGAAUGUGGAAAGAGCUUCAGUACAAGCUCCUCUCUCACUUCCCAUCAAAGAAUUCAUACAGGGGAGAAACCCCAUCAGUGCAUGGAAUGUGGAAAGAGCUUCAAUCACACCCACAGUCUCACUAAGCAUCAGAGAAUUCAUACAAGGGAGAAACCCUAUCAGUGUGGGGAAUGUGGAAAGAGCUUCAGUCAGAGCUCCUCUCUCACUUCCCAUCAAAGAAUUCAUACAGGGGAGAAACCCUAUCAGUGCAUGGAAUGUAGAAAGAGCUUCACUCACAACCACAGUCUCACUUUCCAUCAGAGAAUUCAUACAGGGGAGAAACCAUAUCAGUGCUUAGAAUGUGGAAAGAAUUUUAGUCAGAGCACCGGUCUCACUUCCCAUCAAAGAAUUCAUACAGGGGAGAAACCAUAUCAGUGCUUAGAAUGUGGAAAGAACUUCAGUCAGAGCACCGGUCUCACUUUCCAUCAGAGAAUUCAUACAGGGGAGAACCCAUAUAAUUGCUUGGAAUGUGGAAAGAGCUUCAUUCACAGGGCUCAUCUCACUUCCCAUCAGAGAAUUCAUACAGGGGAGAAACCCUAUCAGUGCUUCGAAUGUGGAAAGAGCUUCACUCACAGCCACCAUCUCACUUCCCAUCAGAGGAUUCAUACAGGGGAGAAACCCUAUCAGUGUGUGGAAUGUGGAAAGAGCUUCAGGAAGAGCUCCGAUCUCACUAGGCAUCAGAGAAUUCAUACAGGGGAGAAACCCUAUCAGUGUGUGGAAUGUGGAAAGAGCUUCAGUCAGAGCGCCAGUCUCACUUCCCAUCAAAGAAUUCAUACAGGGCAGAAACCCUAUCAUUGUGUGGAAUGUGGAAAAAGCUUCAGUCAGAGCUCCAUUCUCACUUCCCAUCAAAGAAUUCAUACAGGUGAGAAACCCUAUCAGUGUGUGGAAUGUGGAAAGAGCUUCAGUACGAGCUCUGAUCUCACUAAGCAUCAGAGAAUUCAUACAAGGGAGAAACCCUAUCAGUGUGUGGAAUGUGGAAAAAGCUUCAGGAAAAGCUCCAAUCUCACUUUCCAUCAAAGAAUUCAUACAAAAGAGUGGAAAACCCUUUGUUAUACAGCUUUCAGCACUAGAGAAAAACACACCACUUUAAACAAGCCUUUGGCUAAUUGACAUCUAAUGCCCUUUUAAAAUGUGGUGGGGAGGUGGGGGUUACAGGUUUUGGGGGCAGUGUGUUUUGUGUUUUCAUUGUGUGAUUUUAUGUUGUAACCAUCCUGUGACCUGUGGGUGUAGGGCAUGGGAGCCAACUCUUAGAGUCUGAGGGCUCUUUGCCCCCCAAUAAGAUAUGUGAGGGGGCCACCCCCCCAGUUCAUAGGAAUAGCCAUUAAAAUGGCAUGCUUGCACCGCAUCCUGUGACUGUUUAACCGAGGUGGGGCUUAAUAAACCCCUCCUAUAUUUUAUUCAAGUUGGCACCCCUGCUAUAGGGCGCUAUAGAAGUCAAAUAAAUGCAUAAAUAAAACAAAAC